UGUGGGACAUGAGUUUCCGGUUUAUCGACGUGUGAUCCUCUUUUUCCUUCUUCUUCAUCGCUGUAGCCACGGAGAUAUGCCAUUAGCGAAGGAUCUAUUGAAUCCGAGUCCGGAGGAGGAAAAGAGGAGACACAAGAAAAAACGACUUGUGCAGAGUCCGAAUUCUUAUUUCAUGGAUGUGAAGUGUCCAGGCUGCUACAAGAUCACCACAGUGUUCAGUCAUGCUCAGACUGUGGUGUUGUGUGUUGGAUGUUCUACAGUCCUCUGCCAGCCCACAGGAGGGAAAGCCCGCCUUACAGAAGGAUGCUCAUUCAGGAGGAAACAGCACUAGCGUGACUGGAGACAUUGUGAAACUGCAGUGGGCGAGUGGACCAUGGUCGUCACAGGACACACUGCCAAGGACCGAAUGUAACAAGAGAGCAGGAAAUCAAUCAAGAUGUGGUUUGUCCAGAAAAUGUGCACAGAGGACCACACACCCGCUUAUGAUUUUAAACUGCUUGGAUUGGGUAAAAUCUUGCAUGUUUGUGAUCCGUGAUCUUGUUCUUUUUACUCUUGGAGGAUCUCUGGUUUUAUUCACCUGAUGGAAGGCAUUUGUCAUCUGAGUUAUGCUGUAAGCAUUGAGAUGAAUAUCCUCAUGUUUGUGUGCCUGGUGACUGCCCGUUUCUUAAAUUCCACCGUUGAUUAACGCCUUCUAAUCAAUGGGAUAUUUCACUUUAUGUUUCCUCCAACAAACAGCUGUUACAAAGGUGACACCUUGUGGCUGAGAUAUCAAAUUGCCUCAGAAGGUUUGCUUGGCUAGAUGGAACUCUUAAAUGAACAAAUAUAUGCAGAGGUCCUUAGUUGUGGACUCUUAAAAAUGUGUGCAACUGUGAACUAGGGGGAUUUUUAGGCAAA
Messenger RNA from Thalassophryne amazonica, 894 nucleotides. It is a transcript of the gene rps27.2, whose product is annotated as ribosomal protein S27, isoform 2. Gene Ontology annotation, biological process: ribosomal small subunit assembly; translation. Gene Ontology annotation, cellular component: ribosome; cytosolic small ribosomal subunit. Gene Ontology annotation, molecular function: RNA binding; structural constituent of ribosome. The record is from RefSeq and is a predicted model, not a curated record. NCBI's taxonomy places the organism in Eukaryota, Metazoa, Chordata, Actinopteri, Batrachoidiformes, Batrachoididae. Bases 77 to 331 code for a protein of 84 amino acids. The transcript has 4 exons.